Molecule: messenger RNA, 842 nt
Organism: Moneuplotes crassus
Lineage: Eukaryota; Ciliophora; Spirotrichea; Euplotida; Euplotidae
Source: the annotation of a GenBank genome assembly
AUGCUGAGUUCAAGAUUCAUCAGAUCUUUAACCCUUACAAGGUCUGUUUUUAGGCCUUCAACUAAGUUCUCUUUGCUCAAAACUUCUUCUGUCAGAUUUUUCUGCACAAACAAACCUCCAAAGACAGAUUAUAAAGAGAGUCCUAUUAAGGAAUCACAUGAGGAUUCAAAAUCUCCUAAAGAAGAAGAUGAAUACAAAGAAAAGGCCCAAGAGAAUGAACCUCCUACUACAACCCCCCAACAAGACCUAAGAAUCCACCCUUACUGGUACUUCAUCACCAGCAUGGUAGUUAUCUACCAAUUCCUAAAAAUGAACGAUAUCACUGUUGAGUUCGAAGACCUGAUUAAGUAUCUGAAAGAGCAGCCUUUUAAAGCAGUUGAUAUUGCUGUGAAUCUUAAGAAAAAUAGUGAUUAUAGUGUGUUUGUGACAGUGGAAGGAACAGAUAUUGAUGGGAGAGUUCUGAGUGCGGAAAGUGAGGCUGAGAAUAGGUUUAGGAAGAUUUUGGCUAUGUCUUCUGAUUCUGGGCUGCUUAGAUUAUGAUACUUAGUGUUAUUCACAAACUUCUGCGGUAUUAUCAGUCAGAUUAUGUAUCAUCAAAAGAGAGGUUUCAACUCUAAAGCCUAUAUAGGCCUUAUUGCCUGAGGUGGAUUUGUGGCUUUUUCUACAAGUCAAACAAUAAGCACUCUUAACUUCCUUAAAGAGUUUGGUAACUUGAAGGAAGACCGUCCACAAGGAUAUGUCAAAUUUGUAAAAUCAAGUGAAUUCCAUAAUCAAGUCGGAAACUACACAAGAGUUGAGAGGAACUAAAAUCUAAUUCUGAGGUUAGCAAUAAAUAUUCCCAA